Messenger RNA from Coccidioides immitis RS, 1726 nucleotides. RefSeq lists its product as uncharacterized. The record is from RefSeq and is a predicted model, not a curated record. Gene Ontology annotation, biological process: molybdate ion transport. Gene Ontology annotation, molecular function: molybdate ion transmembrane transporter activity. The transcript is spliced from 5 exons. Gene Ontology annotation, cellular component: membrane. The coding region runs from base 218 to 1603 and encodes 461 amino acids. NCBI's taxonomy places the organism in Eukaryota, Fungi, Ascomycota, Eurotiomycetes, Onygenales, Onygenaceae.
CAAAGACGUCAGGGUGCGGUGUUGACGACGUUUCGCAUGCUCGACGGGGUAGUUAGUUAACACUCUGGCGUGAAAGUCUUGAGAUGUGUCAGAAAAUAAUUUGCAAUUGAUGUUUCCCGUCUCCUUUUUGGCGCCCUUAAUAGUCAUUUCUUUGCCUCAAACGAUUCAGCUAGUUAACUCCUCCGUCCCUUGCUUCGUUCACUGAAAUGCAAAAUCAAUGGCGGUGGAUCUUUACCUUGUGAGCUUGGCAGCAUGGGUGCUGGCGAACGCAACAAUCGCCUUCAGGCGAUGGGACGGCAAACGUUCUGAUGUCAAGAUCUCAGAUACGGUCCGCAAUGCCGCGAACCAGACAGAAUUAAACCUCAAGUACACAUAUUUUGUCGUUUAUAUACUUGUUGUUGCUUCGGACUGGUUGCAGGGUCCGUAUCUCUACCCGCUCUAUAAACAAACGCUCCAGCUCCCCGAGAACAUUGUCGCAGCUCUCUUCUCUACCGGCUUCGUUUCAGGAGCACUUAGCGCCACAUUCGUGGGCAGUCUUGCUGAUCGCUAUGGAAGACGGAAGGCCUGCCUUUUCUUUUGUGUGAUAUACAGUCUGUCAUGUCUGCUCACGGUUUCCCCGAGCUCAGUUUACCUUUUGUUUUUGGGCAGACUGCUCGGGGGCAUUGGGACCACGCUGCUUUUCACGGUGUUUGAAACAUGGUUAGUCGCCGAGUUUCACCGAUUGGAACUGGAGAAAGAAGGCGCAGAAUUGAAUGACCUUCUCGGCACUAUGACUAUAUUGAAUACCAUCGUUGCUGUUGCUUCGGGGCUGCUGAGUGAGCUUCUUGUGGGAUGGACUGAAAGUAAACGGUCGCCUUUUCUGGCAAGCAUUUUCUGCCUGGGUCUAGCAUUUUUUGCCAUUCUUAGGAAAUGGGGUGAAAACUAUGGCGAUGAAAAGGUUCUGAAAGGCGACUCCAGCGCUACUCAUUUAAUGGACGGUAUUUCGGCUGUGAUAAAAGACGGUCGCGUUCUGACCCUAGGAAUUGCUUCCACCAUUUUCGAAGGAACAAUGUAUCUAUUUGUCGUGUUCUGGUCCCCUGCAAUAAUCUCGGCUGAGCGGGCAGCGGACACGUCCGUCCCUCAAAACCCUCCUUUUGGGCUGAUAUUCGCCAGUUUCAUGGCAGCCAUGAUGUUUGGUUCUCAGGUCUUCGCAUAUCUCAUGCGACCUUCGUCUUCUCAACUACCCCUGGAGCAGGGCAAUUCCCCUCCUCCUGCAUUGGUACGAUCAAGCUGUUUGCUAAAAGUUCUUCUUCCAGUCGCAAGCAGCUGUCUUUCUUGGAGUGUCUUGUGUCCCACGAGAACAUCGACGUUGUGGGCUUUUUGCCUAUAUGAGAUGACAAUCGGCGUCUAUUUCCCCAGUAUGGGCGUUUUGAAAAGCGUCCUGGUCGAUGACAGGCACAGAGCAAGCAUAUAUGCGCUUUUUAGGGUGCCCUUGAACAUCUUUGUUGUUGCUGGGCUUGCGUUGACAAAAGAGGGAGAGGGGUAUCGCAAUACGGUGUUUCUAAGUUGCAGCGCACUGCUACUAGCAGCCAUGGGAUUUGCACAUCUCUUCCUCAAGCAUUGAUUUCUUUUUGAGUUUUAUUGCUCCAGAGUUGGUGUUCUCAAGAUAGAUUUUUCGGGUGAUCUGGGAGAUGACUAUCCAUUCCGUAGCGUAAAUCUGUAGUUCCGAAAAACCAUUGGAGACUUU